This is a messenger RNA of Astyanax mexicanus (Mexican tetra), 1902 nucleotides long. It is a transcript of the gene emc3, whose product is annotated as ER membrane protein complex subunit 3. Gene Ontology annotation, cellular component: EMC complex; membrane. Gene Ontology annotation, biological process: protein folding in endoplasmic reticulum. NCBI's taxonomy places the organism in Eukaryota, Metazoa, Chordata, Actinopteri, Characiformes, Acestrorhamphidae. The coding region runs from base 187 to 972 and encodes 261 amino acids. The transcript has 9 exons. The record is from RefSeq and is a predicted model, not a curated record.
ACCCACUUUGACUUCACCGCCCUGCUCGUCUCUCUCGGGGAGUGGGUGCUGAUGCAGCAGCGAAGAUUAGGAGCUGCUGGGUUCAUGUGUGGUCGGUGUCUGUGCUGCAGCUCGGGGAAAAAAGCUAUCUAUCCGAUAGUGAGGAGGUUUGGUGCGGUCAUCCUGUCAGCACCCCUGUAGUAAACCAUGGCUGAACCUGAACUUCUGUUAGACUCCAACAUUCGCCUUUGGGUGGUCUUACCUAUAGUGUUCAUCACCUUCCUUGUUGGAGUCAUUCGACAUUACGUCUCGAUUUUGUUGCAGAGUGACAAGAAACUCACACUAGAGCAGGUUUCUGACAGCCAGGUUCUCAUCAGGAGCAGAGUAUUAAGAGAAAAUGGAAAAUACAUCCCCAAACAGUCCUUCUUAAUGAGGAAAUUUUACUUCAAUAACCAAGAUGAUGGGUUCUUUAAAAAGACAAAAAGAAAGGUGGUUCCUCCCUCUCCAAUGACUGACCCCAGCAUGUUGACAGACAUGAUGAAAGGCAAUGUAACAAAUGUUCUUCCCAUGAUCCUCAUUGGUGGCUGGAUCAACUGGACAUUUUCUGGGUUUGUUACAACUAAAGUACCAUUUCCGCUCACACUCCGUUUUAAGCCAAUGUUGCAGCAGGGUAUUGAGUUGCUCUCACUUGAUGCAUCUUGGGUAAGCUCUGCAUCCUGGUAUUUCUUGAAUGUUUUUGGCUUAAGAAGCAUGUAUUCUUUGAUCCUUGGGCAAGAUAAUGGUGCGGAUCAGUCUCGAAUCAUGCAGGACCAAAUGAGUGGUGCUGCCAUGGCAAUGCCUGCAGACACAAACAAAGCAUUUAAGGCAGAAUGGGAGGCUUUGGAGUUGACAGACCACCAGUGGGCACUAGAGAGUGUGGAGGAGGACCUGAUGAGCAAGGACUUGGACCUGUCUGGCAUGUUUAGCAAAGAUUUGCCAACAGGAAUUUUCUAAUGGCCUGUUACAUUAAGGAACUUAAAUCUCAUCAGCCAUAAUCUAAUUAUAAUUAUAUUAUUUAAAUAUAAUUAUAAUUUAAAAAAAAUGUGUGGACUGGUUUUGGAACUGAUCAGACACCUGUUAGUUCCUGAUGACUUGCAUAAACCUCACUGCAACAUAUCACAUGUGCAUGCACUGUUUCAUUUUUUUCAUUCAUCCCAUGCUUUUUGUAUUAUAGAAGUAGUUUAGAUUAUGAUUUUAAGCUUAACGUUUUAACUUAACUCUUUUUCAGUUGCUACUUGUAAUAGAGCAAAAAUACAGUCACACUACAAUGCAACCCUUGGGGGCUGUUGUGGCAUCAGGUAGUAUAUAUCGUGAAACUAUUUUUACUGCUGAGCAAACAAUGUACGAGUUUGAUUAUAAAUACACUUGGUUGAGUUGAAAGCAGUGUUAAACUGAACCAGGUGGAAUGAAAAUAAGAUAAUACAGCUUACAGUAGUAUUACACCCUGGUCUGAUCAUAAACACCAUUAUUAUAAUGUAUUUUUGUUUCCUUUUAAAGCAUCCAUGUAGGUUUUGUUUUAUUAGACCAGAGGAUUAAUGGGACCAUGGUUAAUUGGAGGAAUUUUAGAAAGUGGACCAAGCCAAAACUACUGAGGUUCAGUCAUAUGUGUCUGACCAUUAUGUUUGGGAUCACUAGUGCUUCCCUGAUGGACAGCAGCUUAGUGUGGUCCUACUAUGCCCCUGAUCCUUGUCUGUUGUGUAUUAAAGUACCCGUAGUCUGGUAGUGUCUCUAACAUUUCCAAAAGGCAUGAUCCAUUGUUGUGCUUAGUUUUGUAUUUAUUUAAUUAGUUUUGUAACAUUUUUAUUAUGUUUUGUAAAGUGACUUUUGACACCCUCGUACAGUUGCAGGAAAUGUUCACCCAUAAUAGAACUUGUUUUACCAAAA